This is a messenger RNA of Ipomoea nil (Japanese morning glory), 1358 nucleotides long. RefSeq names its product post-GPI attachment to proteins factor 3. The transcript is spliced from 6 exons. Gene Ontology annotation, cellular component: endoplasmic reticulum membrane. The record is from RefSeq and is a predicted model, not a curated record. Bases 115 to 1143 code for a protein of 342 amino acids. Gene Ontology annotation, molecular function: hydrolase activity, acting on ester bonds. Lineage: Eukaryota; Viridiplantae; Streptophyta; Magnoliopsida; Solanales; Convolvulaceae. Gene Ontology annotation, biological process: GPI anchor biosynthetic process.
CGAGUGUGUCUGCGAUUUCUCAUCUUUCGGACACUAUGACUUAGAUGAAGAGUACUUGACUGUAUUUUCUUAUUUUGGAAGGCAAUCCAAUAUCAUUUCCAACUACAAUCCAAAAUGGGAUGCUAUUGUUGGACCACUCUCUUUGUUGUAUUCUCAUGUCUGAUUGGAAUGAUUGAUGCUAGUGCUGGUGACAUUGAUCCAUCAUAUAGGGCUUGUGUUUCAGAAUGCGAAUUGACUGGAUGUGCUGGGGGAAACUGUUUUCCACACUGCAAAUUACUUUCAGAUGGUUCUUCCAUUGGUGGUACUUGGUACAUGCAAAAACAUCUCUAUCUGCAGUGGAAACAAUCAGGCUGCAAAGGUGAUUGCCGAUAUCAGUGCAUGAUUGACAGAGAAAAGGAAAGAGCAGCACUUGGUUCAGAACCGGUCAAAUACCAUGGAAAAUGGCCUUUCAAACGUCUCUUUGGGCUUCAGGAGACCGUCUCUGUUGCAUUUUCGGUGCUCAACCUUGCAAUGCAUUUCUACGGUUGGCUGUCCUUUUUCAAGCUUAUUAAGUACAACUUGCCAUUUAAAGCUGACAAGAGGCCAUACUAUGAUUAUACUGGCCUUUGGCUCAUAUAUGGGCUGCUGGCUAUGAACUCAUGGCUCUGGAGUGCUGUUUUCCACAGCAGAGAUGUGGAUGUUACAGAAAAGUUAGACUACUCAUCUGCAGUUGCCUUACUUGGCUAUUCGCUUAUUCUGGCUAUACUAAGAAGUUUCAAUGUGAGGGAUGAGGCUGCCAGAGUGAUGGUUUCUGCCCCAAUUCUUGCUUUUAUAACAACCCACAUACUUUACCUGAACAAUUAUAAAAUGGAUUAUGGAUGGAACAUGAUGGUCUGUGUUGCCAUGGGUGUGGCUCAACUUAUGAUUUGGGCAAUCUGGGCAGGAAUGAGUCGUCAUCCUUCUCGAUUGAAGUUGUGGAUUGUUGUGAUUGGAGGUGGGCUUGCAAUGCUCCUAGAGAUUUAUGACUUCCCUCCAUAUCAAGGACUUGUAGAUGCACAUGCUCUUUGGCAUGCCACCACAAUCCCCCUAACUUACCUAUGGUGGAGUUUCAUCCAGGACGAUGCCAAGUUCCGAACAUCUAACCUCCUCAAGAAGGCAAAAUAGUGUUCCUCCAAGGGGCAAUGAUUCAACAAACAGUCCAAGCAUUAGUUAGCAUCACAAAUUUUAGCAAACUUACGAGAUUUCUUUGCUUAUUUUUGUGAAUGGAGGAUGUUGUAAUAUUUUUUUUGUUUGGUUUGGAUAGGAGAAGAACCUAGAAUGUGCAUGUUAUGUUUGACACAAGUGACAUUUCCAUAUCCUAAAGCUUUUUUAAAAUGCCA